AUGUUUGAAGUUGACUGGACGGAUUACGACUGCGAGCGCGUCGGUCAGCGGCGCGCGAGGAAGGAACUUGAGAGGGAACAGAGGAAGAACAAUGAUGCCAGCAGUGGUCACAGGACCAAUUCGACCAUAUCGACUCGAACGUCCAGUUCAUCUGACCAACAUCGUCGGAAAUUCUUUGGAAGCAUUGGCAGGAAAAAGCCCGCGGCUUCAUUGGGAAGUAAUAGCCAGGAAGCCACUACACCAAAGUCAGAGUCGACCAAGGCGAAUGGAGAAUCCAAGCGCGGCUCACUGCGCUUUUCAGGGAUCGCGGCAGUUUUGAUGACACCAUCCACGACCAACGCCUCGACGGGGUUGGAAAACAAACUUCCCAAUAUUCAACGCCCAAAGUCCAUGUUGUCCAAAAUGACCCAGCUGACCAUUCCGACGCUGGAAUCGCAGGGUGACGGGUCGCCAACCGAUGCGACCACCGCGAUCAAGCUGGUUCAGGCGCUCGACGAUAAAGGCUCCUUCGUCGACAAAGUUGUCGAGACAACCUACCACCAACAUGGAGAAACCGACCCUUUCGUUUCUACUCUCGGAACAAAGAUCACCACCGGCCCUAGGACGCCUCGGAAAACAAGAUUGUCGCGGGUCAUACACUCCACACCAUCUCCCGAGGACAAGACCAAGUCAGCCUCCGAGCUCAUCGACGACUGGUUCACGGCUCUGCACAGCCCAAUGACCCGACCGGCCCCCAAGCCCGGCGGCCUCAACGGGACGAUCCGGAGCGGUGGUGUCCUCCUCCCACCCAACGUCGUCCGCCGCACCCUGCCGGAGACGCCAACCCGCCCCUCGGCAAAAAAGAGCAACGUUUGUUUCGCGCCGCCCAACCCGUCCCCGAUACGGUUUUCGGCCGACAACCCAGACGACUGGACGCCGGUGGCCCAGCGAAAUCGGGAACCCUCCGACGCCGCUCGGGCACGACCAGCACGCGUCAAGGACCAAGGUUCCGAACAAGACGAGGAGGAGAUCCUGCGCUUGAUGGCUGCGGAUCUGAAGGACAUUCACAUUCAAGAGGAGGUCGUUCGCGAGAGCCGAAGCCACCCGGCGGGAGAGUGAGGCCCCUCCUGCCAGAUUCUCGGCGGGUUACCCCCGCGGAACUGAGCCCUCGCCCUGCUCUGGUGGGGAAGAAGUCGGCGGUUAGUUAGGGGGAGUGACCGGCGGUUUAAGUCAUCAGAGACCUGUUUUGGGCGUAGGGUUUUAUGGGCUUGGAUUGGUUGCCAAUCUGGGGCUGGAUGUGCAUGAGCAUAUCAUGGGUCAAUAUCGGGCAGAUAGAUAUUGGGCCGGGGAGAAGAUCAGGCUCAAAUAUAUCGGACGUCCCGAGGAGGAGGGGUACGACGCCCUGUGUCCCAGUGACCAGUGGCACGCAAAUUGCAUGGAGGAAUCCCUCUCGAACGACAACGGAGGAUUCAGUUUUGAAAGAGAGAGCGUGCCAGACUCCGAGCUUGUGGGGAGGAAGAUGGCUGGUCGGGAUCCUGGCUAAUAACGCCUGUAUUUAGAGCUAACCGACUCCCGCGAGGAAUGAGAUAC
Messenger RNA from Chaetomium fimeti, 1569 nucleotides. RefSeq lists its product as uncharacterized. The transcript has 2 exons. The record is from RefSeq and is a predicted model, not a curated record. Bases 1 to 1098 code for a protein of 365 amino acids. Lineage: Eukaryota; Fungi; Ascomycota; Sordariomycetes; Sordariales; Chaetomiaceae.